Athene cunicularia (burrowing owl) is the source of this 1452-nucleotide messenger RNA. It is a transcript of the gene FBXO16, whose product is annotated as F-box protein 16. The transcript has 8 exons. Gene Ontology annotation, molecular function: protein binding. The record is from RefSeq and is a predicted model, not a curated record. Lineage: Eukaryota; Metazoa; Chordata; Aves; Strigiformes; Strigidae. Bases 46 to 1131 code for a protein of 361 amino acids.
AUAGGUGCUGCUGAGACAUCAGAGGACCCACCAUCACCCACACCUAUGGCAUUUGCAGCUCCUAGAAACAUGGACGGCCCCAAGCUACAGACCAAGAUGAGCACAUGGACUCCACUGAAUCAUCAGCUCAUGAAUGACAAGGUAUUUGAAGAAAGAAGAGCCCUGCUUGGAAAAUGGUUUGACAAGUGGACAGAUGGUCAGAGGCGGAGGAUCCUGGUGGACCUGUUGGAACGCUGCUCCCUGUCACAGCAGAAAUUCUGUGCCAAACAGCUACAGGAUCGAGUCCCCACUGAGGCUCUAGAUUUUACCACAAGGCUUCCUAGAGUCCUAUCUUUAUACAUCUUUUCCUUCCUGGACCCAAGGAGCCUCUGUCGAUGUGCACAGGUGAGCUGGUACUGGAAGUACCUGUCUGAACUGGAUCAGCUCUGGAUGCUGAAAUGCCUGCGUUUUGGCUGGUACAUCAACUUCUCUCCAACCCCCUUUGAGCAAGGAAUCUGGAAGAAACAUUACAUUGAGAUGGUGAAAGAGCUGCGUGUCACAAGACCAAAGACUCCUUCAAAGGAUGAGUUUGUAGUUAUUGAUGUGCAACCAGUAAAAAGCAACAUCUCAGAGGCAAAACUUUCUGUGUCAGGAAGGAGGACAAGCAAGGAGAAAAAAGAGCUCCCACCGUGGCGUUCAUCAGACAGGCAUCCUACAGACACCAUCCGAUUCAACUACCUCGACAACGACGAUCCCAUCGAGCAGGCUAGGCGGGCCAGGAGCAGCGAGACCCCACCUUCCACUCUCGAGUGUUCCUGGAAUGAGGCUUUCAGUGGAGGUGGCAGCGGGAGCCAGUGGGUGGCUCAGCUAUCAGUUUCUGCAGAUCUUGACUCUGUUCCAAAACCACCAGUUCGUCCCAGCUGGGCCACUCACCAGUCAACUGGGAACCUGCCCUCCAAAGCAGCCGCAAAGACCCUGGCCCAGAGCUCCCAGUGGAACGCCGGGAUACGACCAGCACCUGUUCGAGCUCCGGUGCCAAAGCCACGUGAAAGAGGAAGGAAAGACUUGACAAACACCAGCUCUCCAUCAUCUCCACUGUUUGAGGCUCAGCCCUGGCACAUUCCUCCAUCUAACACAUCUGACACAGAGUAAGGAAGGAUCCAGAAUAUCUUCCAUCCCAGCAGAACAGAAGGUCAUCUGCCUGGCGCUGGGGAAACAACAGCAACGUUAACCGAGUCACGGAUUGCGCUCGCUGAAGAACACGUGCUUUUGAGUCCUUCAUAAGGAUCCAGCUUUUUUUUUUUUCCUCAGCUGUUGCUAGAGAAGACUUUUUUCAUUGACCUCACCACAUAAUAAAAAGAAAUGGGAAUGGAGGUCCUUCAUCUAUCCUUAGGUAGACUGGCCAAAAGAAAUCUUAACUGCCUUUAAGCCAGUUUAGAUAGAAAGGUGUUGGAGCAAAGGCUUUAUACUUUU